This is a messenger RNA of Pistacia vera, 1019 nucleotides long. RefSeq lists its product as uncharacterized. NCBI's taxonomy places the organism in Eukaryota, Viridiplantae, Streptophyta, Magnoliopsida, Sapindales, Anacardiaceae. Bases 133 to 663 code for a protein of 176 amino acids. The transcript has a single exon. The record is from RefSeq and is a predicted model, not a curated record.
UUGUUACGGUCACCUAAACCCAUCGCUCACUUAUAAAUACAAUUAACCACCAUACAAACACUAACCUUACCGCCAUUUUUUUCCGGUUUCAGUUGUUAAUAAAAAAAAAACCACCAAGCUGAAAAAUUCAAGAUGGUCCCAGCUUCCUCCGAACACGACGCCGGCUCCGCCUCACCGAAGCGGCACUCCGCCACCUUCCUCAUAACCAUCUCCUCCCUCAUGGCUCUGUGUGCCAAGCACGCCAGUCGCGUCUCGAGUAAGCUCAAAGCAAAGCCGGUUACCAAAAAAUUUUACAAGGAGAGAAGUUACAAUACUUCUUUAUCGGUUCCUCCGAGUCCUGCUCCUAGUUCGAAAUCCCCGUUAAGGGCCCGGCCAAAGCAGCUCAUGACGACGAUAAGCAACAAGGCUAUCAAUUUCAUGCACAAGAAAAAGGUCGACGAGGAGAAGGACGAUGAGAUGAAUUUCCGCGUGUCCCGGGAGGAGGAGUUCGGGGAUGGUGGGGUCUGGCAACGAGCGAUUUUGAUGGGGGAUAAAUGUCAGCCGUUGGAUUUCUCGGGUGUAAUUUAUUAUGACAACAGGGGGAAGCAGCUGAGCGAGGUGCCUUUGAGGUCGCCACGUGCGAGUCCGUUGCCGGGAUAUCUUGCUCGAAGACAAGAGGCGUGACUUUGAUAUAUUGUCACAAGCGGGUGAGGAGUGGAGUUGAGUUAGGUCACGGCUAAACGGUCUUGGUCAACGAGUACGGAAACAUGCGUUUUGUGGUGGUGGACUGGUGGUGGUGUUAGUGGGUGGGCACAAAGUAAGUUUGAGCGUGUCAUGGUGAGGGGAUGACCAAGUCUUUUACUGUGGCAAAUUAGUAAAAGUGGUGUCGUUUUACAUGUGUAUGUACAAACAUUUUAGAUAGCAGAAUAUAUUGGAGAAUUUUGAUUAUGUUUUAAAUUAGCUCUUAAUUUUGUAUGAAGACAAGAUCUAAUUAGUUAAAGAUAAAUUUCAUGCUAAAUAAAUUCUUCAUAUUUUCGUCA